Messenger RNA from Symbiodinium sp. CCMP2592, 1788 nucleotides. The record is from the annotation of a GenBank genome assembly. Lineage: Eukaryota; Dinophyceae; Suessiales; Symbiodiniaceae.
AUGUCCGAGCAGUCAAAGCAUAAACCAGCUUCAACCAUUGAUGGUACUGGCAACACCUGUGCUUUGCCAAUCAAGCCCGUCAACGAUGCCACCGCCGCAUUGGACGCCGCGCGGGUUCUCCACGCUAACAAGGUUGAAACCUUCAACGGCAACGAGAAGUCUCUGUACAAGGACAUCGAGGCAGUGGAGGCUGCUUCCACGGCGAUCAGCGGCGGCGAGCCGGCUUUGAUGCAGAUUCCGGAGGGACGCCUCAAGGAGGUGAGCGCUAAGCUCCAGGAUGCCGUGACGAGGCGUGCCCAGCGCUUGGACAACACGCUCUCCGUUCGCGACCAUGAGCGCCUCGAGGCCUUCUUCCAAGAUCCUGCGGGCUUCGUGAAAGGUCUGAGCUUGAUGCAGGCGCCCAUUGGCGGCGAGCUCGCAGGCAUGUUUGAGGCCAUGAAUGACGACUUCCAUGCAGACCUCACGGCACUUCAGGACGAGAUGGCGAAGGAGCAGGCCACCUACGAGGAGCUGAUGGCCUCCAAGAAGGAGGAGAUCAAGGCUUCCGAGGCCACGAAGGAGUCGAAGCGCCAGCAGCGGGUUGAGAAGCGGCAGAGCAUGAUGGAGAUGGGUUUUGAGAUCAAGUCGAUUGAGAAGGCUAUCGGCACCAGCGGCGACUUCCUGAAGCUUGUAGAAGAGAAGUGUGGCGCCACGGAUCAGGAGUGGACUGAGCGGACAGCCACACGCAAGGAAGAGAUCGCGUCUGUUGCGAAGGCCAUUGACGUUCUCACCACAGAGGCCGCAAAGAACUCCUUCGGCAAGACGUAUACCAACUUCUUGCAGAAAGAGGUCGCAGACGAGCGAUUCAGACGGGCCUCGCAGGCGCUGGAGCGGGCUGCUGCCGUGCACGGCGACCGCCGCCUGAGCCAGUUGGCCAAGGCGGCUGAGGUCAAGGGCAUGGAGAAGGUCCUCAAAGCCAUCGAUGGUAUGAAGGUCGCCUUGAAGAAGGAGCAGCAGGACGAGGUCGAACAACGUGACUUUUGCAUCAAGUCCUUCAAUGAGAACAAGGUUAAGUCAGAGAAGAUGACCGACCUCAAGGGGCAGCACAAUGCAAAGCUGGACAUGCUCGCCGACAAGCUGAAAACCACUGCUGCUGCCGUCUCUGUUGCAAAAGGCAAGAUCGACGCUGCAAACAAGGAGCUCGAGAAGGCAGCCAAGGACCACGAGGACGAACUUGCAGAUUUCAAGACCACCCUGUCGGAUCAAAACACGACGAAGGUCAUGCUCAACGAGGCCCUGGAUAGCCUCAAGGCCUUUUACGUGGAGAAGCCCAAGGCGAAGAAGUCGCUGUUGCAGAAGCCUUCGGAAGACACCGUUCCCGAGGGAUUCAAGGACUACCAGAAGAGCAGCAGCGGCAAUGCCGUGACCCAGCUCCUGCAGCAGGUGAUCCUAGACACGAAGGCCAUGGAGGCAGAGACGACUCGCGCCAUGAAGUCUUCGGAGAAGCAGUUCGCAAAGCUGACUGAUGCCACGAACGCGGACAUCGCGGCCCUGAACGGCGAGCUGGAGAGCCUGGCGAAGGUGAAGGCCAGCGCCCAGGAGGCGGUGGUCGCGGAGAAAGCGAAUCUGAAGGGCACCAAGAAGGAGCUCGCAGAUCUGGCACUCGACGAGGCGAAUCUCCACGAAACCUGCGACUUUGUCCUCAAGAACUUCGAGCUUCGGCAGACUGCACGCAACGAGGAGGUCGAGGGGCUGAUGAAAGCCAAGUCCUACCUCCGUGGCGCCUCCUUUUUGCAGCUGCGCCGCUAA